This is a messenger RNA of Manihot esculenta (cassava), 2758 nucleotides long. RefSeq lists its product as uncharacterized. The coding region runs from base 51 to 1217 and encodes 388 amino acids. NCBI's taxonomy places the organism in Eukaryota, Viridiplantae, Streptophyta, Magnoliopsida, Malpighiales, Euphorbiaceae. The record is from RefSeq and is a predicted model, not a curated record. The transcript has 8 exons.
GUUGCUUUUUUUGUAACAGUAACCAAACACACACAUUGCAGCAACAAAGGAUGCAAAUUCAUCCACUCAACCUCAAAUUCAUGCUCUCUCCAACUCUGUUAACUUUCUCCUCUCUCCCCCGUUUCCACUUCAAAACCAAAUCCUUCUCUUCUUCUUCGUCUGCUGAGUUCUCACCAUGGUCCGGUCUCCAAGCCUGGCGGGAGAGUCCGCUUAACGAGAACCGUCUUUGGGGACCCAAUGGCCCAGAACCUCCUCCGCCGCCGUCACCUCCCUUUUCAAGUUUCAUCAAUGAUUAUGGAUUGGGUUUUGCUUCCUCUCUUGCCGAGCUAGGUGCUUUGAUUCUAUCCACUAGCGACCCCCUUACAAAAUCCAAACUUUCUCAUUUUGCUUUCUCCAGGUGGAGCAACGAGAAGCUUCCCAUUGGGGCCUGUGCUCCUCCUGCUAAGCCUGCUCGUCCUUCUAAACCCGAAUUGGUUUCCCCAAAGGAAAUUCCCACCCCCAAAGAUUCUGGCCUACCUCUAAAUGCUUAUAUGCUCCACAAUCUAGCUCAUGUGGAGCUCAAUGCAAUUGAUUUGGCAUGGGAUACAGUUGUUCGAUUUUCACCCUUUAGUGAGACUUUGGGAGAAGGAUUCUUUGCUGACUUUGCACAUGUUGCUGAUGAUGAGAGUCGCCAUUUUGCUUGGUGCUCUCAGAGACUUGCUGAGCUUGGUUUCAAGUAUGGUGAUAUGCCUGCUCAUAAUUUGUUGUGGAGGGAGUGUGAAAAAUCUUCUGACAAUGUUGCAGCACGAUUAGCUGCAAUCCCACUUGUCCAGGAAGCAAGAGGACUUGAUGCAGGACCGAGGCUAGUGCAAAAGUUAAUUGGUUUUGGAGACUCUAAAACAUCUAAAGUAGUGGCUAGAAUUGCUGAUGAGGAAGUUGCACAUGUAGCUGUUGGUGUAUACUGGUUUGCCUCUGUCUGUCAGAAAAUGGGCUGUGCCCCUUCUUCUACUUUUAAAGACUUGUUAAGAGAGUACAAUGUGGAGUUGAAAGGGCCCUUCAACUAUACUGCUAGAGAUAAAGCUGGGAUUCCCCGUGACUGGUAUGAGCCAUCUUUUACAAAUAAAGAAGACAACAAUAAGAAGAGUAAAAAUGAACAGCUCUCUGUGGUUUACGAGAGACUGGCUUCUAUCAUCUCCAUGGAGUGUGAAAAUGCAAGUUUGAAUAAGCCCCCAGGUUGAUACUCAUUUAAUAUAACAACUCAAAACUCAAGAUGUUAUGCCCUCCGAAUGCAAAUUUGAGCUCUACACCUGUGCUCACUCUCCCCCUCUCGAAAUCUAUAACUUGAGGCAUGUCAUUGUAAAUUGGAAACUGGAACUUCAGCCUCAGUAAUCUUGAGGGUGAAUGAUUCCUGGAGACACGACCUUCAGUUAACAUUUCCAGCUUCUAUAGAAGUAUACUGAGCUAGCUUUAGCUUCUACAUAGACGUGCAUGUUUGGUUAAUGUGAAGUCACUUGUUUCAUACUGUUAAUGUAACAAAUGCCCUCCAGUUUUGGAAGUUACAAUAUCAAAUCGGUGAGGAUUUUGCGUGCACUCAACAUGCUGGUUACGUAGCUUUGCUUGAUUGACCUUCUACUCUACAGAAACUCCUUAGUGAAUUUCAUAAGCAACUGCUUGAGACUUCUAUUCCUUUCUUGUGGGCUCCCUUUACGCAACAAUAAUAAGCUAACACUAAUGGCUUUUUUUUUUUUUUUAAUCAGAUCGGGACUGAAUCUAAUCACGAUUAAUCAUACAUAGUGGGUUGGGGCCAAGGAUUCUCCAUCUCUUUUAGUUUCAUGCAAGCCGCAUAUGGGGGAAGAUAAAUUAAAGGUUGUCUACCUUAUUUAUUUAUUUUUUUGGGUUAUGAUUGGUUCUGGGGCUCGAACUCGUGGCUUGUGCUGAGCUAAGGUACAGCGGAAGUCAAAAGAAGGUGGCCUGUAAAGGGGACAUAAAUCACUGAAUUAGAAUUUAGAAACUUUGCGGAAAUCCCUUUCAAGGUCAACAUGUAGAACUUGGGGCAUUCCUGUCUUUUAACAUCUGAUAAUUAUUAAACAAUUAAAAGAAUUACAAAAUUAUGACUAUAAGUGGACAUGGAUGAUUUUGCCUUCAAGGGAAAAGCUUCGAUUUUUUUUUUCUUCUGGGUCUAAUUUCGCAGAAAGAGAAACUGAGAAAGGCAGACAGAGUACGCGACUCUGCUUCUGGCUCGCUGUACUCAUAAACAACUUACGCGUAGCCUUCAAUAAUUGACUUAUUAUUUCUUUUUUAAAGUUUUGCACACAGUAUAUAAAGUAGAAAAAAGAAGAACAGAGAAUCAAGCUACGAAGCAAAGUUAGGAAAGAAGAGGAACGCAAGAAAAAAACAUGUGCGACGGUGAUUGUAGACCUUUGGGCUUUCUUUUAGGCCUUCCCUUUGCCUUUCUUUCUCUCCUUGUCUCCAUUGUUGGAAUCGUUGUUUGGAUUGUCGGGUUGCUGUUGUCAUGUAUAUGCCCUUGUUGUUUGUGCGUAACCAUAAUAGUGGAGCUGGCUCUGGAGUUGAUCAAGGCCCCUAUCCAUGUCAUGGAGUGGUUCACUUCUCAGAUUCCUUGCUAAUUCAUAUUGUGAACGAAGAUACUGACUGGAAUUUAGAUUUUUGGGUUUGAUUUCUUUUAUAUAUUGUGUUUUCUUUGCUCAUUGUCGUAGGAAAAUUUGUGUUGUGAUUCAAUGGUAUACAUAAUAGACAUGGGAAAGUUUCUGGAUUUUCUGAA